AUGUCUUCCCGGAUAAAUGACCAGUGGGUCGUCAAGGGCUCGGAGAAGGGGUUCGACGAGCUCGAGUACCAGAAGAACGUGCCCGUCCCCAAUGUUGGCGAACACGACGUGCUCGUCCGCCUGCACGGCGCGUCGCUCAACUACCGUGACCUCAUAAUCACCAAGGGCAUGUACCCCUUCCCCCUCAACCUCCCCGUCGUGCCCGCCUCGGACGGCGCGGGCGAGGUCGUCUCCGUCGGCCCACGCGUGACGCGCUUCAAGCCCGGCGACCGCGUCGUCACGCUCUUCAACCAGGGCCACCAGUCCGGGCCCCUGACCACCGCGUCGGCGCAGACGGGGCUGGGCGGCGUGCUGCCCGGCACCCUGCGGCGCUGGGGCGUCUUCGGGGAGGACGGCCUGGCCGCCUCCCUCCCCUGCGCGGCCCUGACGGCCUGGAACGCCCUGUACGGCCUGCGGCCCGUCAAGCCCGGCGACGUCGUGCUCGUGCAGGGCACGGGCGGCGUCAGCGUCUUCGCGCUGCAGUUCGCAAAGGCCGCGGGCGCCACCGUCAUCGCCACCACGUCGUCGGCGGACAAGGCCGAGGUGGUGAAGAGGCUGGGCGCCGACCACGUCAUCAACUACAAGGAGGACCGGAGCUGGGGCGAGACGGCCAGGGGGCUGACGAGGGACGGCGCGGGCGUCGACUACGUCGUCGAGGUGGGCGGCCUCGGCACCUUCGAGCAGAGCCUCAAGGCCAUCAAGUUCGAGGGCAUCAUCACCGUCAUCGGCUUCCUGAGCGGCGCCCAAGGGGAGAAGUUCCCGCCCGCCAUCGAGUCGCUGGUCCGCGUUUGCACCAUCCGGGGGCUGCUGGUCGGGUCCCGCGCCAUGAUGGAGGACAUGGUGGCCGCCAUCGAGGCCAACGACAUCCACCCCGUGCUCGACAAGAAGGUCUUUACUCUGGAACAAGCCCGCGAGGCCUAUGACUACAUGUGGGCGCAGUCGCAUUUUGGAAAACUUGCUAUCAAGAUCGAGUAG
Messenger RNA from Gaeumannomyces tritici R3-111a-1, 1014 nucleotides. RefSeq lists its product as hypothetical. The transcript is spliced from 4 exons. Gene Ontology annotation, molecular function: oxidoreductase activity. The record is from RefSeq and is a predicted model, not a curated record. Lineage: Eukaryota; Fungi; Ascomycota; Sordariomycetes; Magnaporthales; Magnaporthaceae. The coding region runs from base 1 to 1014 and encodes 337 amino acids.